AUGGCUUCUGAAGCAGCGUGGCCUCAGAGACGUGGGAACUUAGAAUUCGAGGAUGCUAUUCGCUGCAAAUAUGUGACAAAAAAUACGCAGUUGGGCGACGGGUGUUUUAGCGUUGUCAAAGAGUGCAUGAACAUGGACACUCGAGAUUUGUUCGCGAUGAAGCUCAUCAGCAAGAAAACAGUCCAGGGAAAGUUAUGGCUCAUCCAACGCGAGGUUUCGUUGCUAAAAGACGUAAGUCGUCAAAUUCGCGAGUUGGAAAUUGCUGGCCAACCGUGCACGGACACGUUUGAGGGUCACCAUCACGUUCUGCAGCUGUUCGAUUAUUUUGAGACGUCGCAACACAUCGUGUUGGUAACACAGUUGUGCGAUCAUGGGGAUCUGUACGAGAAUAUCAUCGAGGCCGGGUCUUUGGACCUCACGCGCCAGGUUAAACCGUACACGGCGUGUUUGUUGAGCGCGAUUAACUUUCUGCACGCGAACGGCGUGGUGCAUCGCGAUGUCAAGGCUGAGAACGUCAUUUUCCGGCGUCGCGUCAGUGAACUUGAUGAAUUUGCCCGUCGUGGUUCCAACUACGAUCAUACGUCGCAUGAUCUGGUUCUUGCAGAUUUUGGGCUCGCUACAAGGCUCGACGGCUCUAAAGACGAGUUACGCGAGUGUGUUGGCACAACUUCGUAUCUGGCACCCGAAGUGAUGAAAUGCCAGGGUAUCGCACGACUUGCUCCUUCAAAACAGAAUGAAAUUGCGCCAUAUGGCGCGCUCAUUGACGUGUGGGCUUUGGGAGUGCUUACAUAUUUUAUGAUGACCGGUUAUAUGCCAUUUGAUUGCGACACGGACGAUGAAACGCGCAAAUGCAUCCAGGAAGGCGACUACUACGUGGAGGAUGCAUUGCGGGAUGACAGUAACACAGAAAACAAGCUGUUUUGGAAUUUCGUUCAUCUGUGCUUCAAUGUGAACGCAGAAGACAGACCUUCGGCGCGCGACCUAAGAAAGCACCCGUUUGUUCAUGCAUUUUUCCACGAUGAGGACACUGUAGAGCCCUUUGGUGACCGGAUCGCUCUGCGGAAAAGCAUUUCGUCGUCGUCACUGCACAAGUUGCAAACGCCAUCGCGCUCUGCUAGUUUCUCGAGCAUAGCACAUCUGGGGCGAUUGGACUCGGGGCAUGACAUGAAACGAACCGGUUCACGCGGGCCGGACAGUGAGCCAUUUCGCGAGACGGAUCGCGAUGCAGAACUCAAUAGGGUCCGCGAAACGUUAAAGAAAACGCUGUCGAUGACAUCGGUGAGGCCACUGACACGCAACAGUGACAAAGACAAUUCCACGUUCACGCUUGCACCGUUGCCUCCUGUAAGCUCUCUGAUGAAUGGGUGCUUGUCGCUGACGCCCGAAAGUAAGUCGAAUUUCAACACUUCGCCCUGUUUGUCGCGAACGGCGUCCACGAACGACGUUUCGUGGCCCGCAUCGAGCACCACUGCGGAAACGGGCGCCGAGGCGAACUUUUCACGCAAGCGUGGGGCGCGUUUCGAUGUGUAG
Molecule: messenger RNA, 1530 nt
Organism: Lachancea meyersii CBS 8951
Lineage: Eukaryota; Fungi; Ascomycota; Saccharomycetes; Saccharomycetales; Saccharomycetaceae
Source: the annotation of a GenBank genome assembly